AUGGUGCAAUUCAUGGAGAUGAUGAUGAUGAAGAAGAAAAAUCCAGAAGCUACUGAUGAUUAUAGUGAGGGAUCGGUGUCUACCAAAAGCAUGGCUGAUUUUGGCAUGGAGUAUUCCAACUACUUACCAAGACUAUAUGAAAAUAUACUAGAAUGUGAAUCUAUACCAGAUGAAUGUGAACGGGAAAUUUCCUUAUUCCAGAUGUAUGGCGAAUUGCAUAAGUUUAUUGAAGUUGAGAGCAGAAAGUUGAAGAACACAAUCAUAGGUGCACGAAUGAAAUCGAAAGAGUUUCUUGAGCAGAAGUGGAAUUAUGAAGAAUACAAGUAUUUUGACAUUGAUGAAUACAGUGAAGACAUCGAUGAUUCGUUGAUUGAGUAUAAAAAGGUUAGUUUGUUCCCAUUAGUGGAAAAGUUUACAUUUUUAUCUGGUACCGAGAUGCACUACUGGGCUGGUGUAAUUAUGCGCAACAGUUGUCGUAGAAAUGCAUCAGGACUUCGUCAGUGUGGAAACUGUCACAAGUGGGAAGACUUUCCAAGACAAUUUGCAAAGUGUAAGCUAUGUAAAAGGGCAAAAUAUUGUUCUAAGAAAUGUCAAAUGGAAAGUUGGAAAAGUCACAGAAACUGGUGUUUGACAAGUUGA
Candida tropicalis MYA-3404 is the source of this 639-nucleotide messenger RNA. RefSeq names its product zinc finger MYND domain-containing protein. NCBI's taxonomy places the organism in Eukaryota, Fungi, Ascomycota, Pichiomycetes, Serinales, Debaryomycetaceae. Gene Ontology annotation, biological process: establishment or maintenance of cell polarity; ubiquitin-dependent protein catabolic process. Gene Ontology annotation, cellular component: MUB1-RAD6-UBR2 ubiquitin ligase complex. The record is from RefSeq and is a predicted model, not a curated record. The transcript has a single exon. Bases 1 to 639 code for a protein of 212 amino acids.